GUGGACUCACCGCUAACCCGGUUGACAGUUUCGCCAUGGCUUCCCAAUGAUAACGUAAACGUACAAAAUACCUGUCAAAUGAAAUAAUUUGGAGAUGGCGGAACACCCGGCGAGUGAAAACCUGGCCAGCAAGGCGGCCGAGUUUCAAGCGACGGCGGAGGCUUACUACAGUAUCGCCGUGGAGAAAGUGAAGGAUGUUGUACUGUCGCUGCCUGAUGAUAUCAGACCAGGGCCAGACCUGUACGGGCUGCCAUGGGAACCAAUCAUCAUUUCCAGCCUGGUGGGGCUUGUAACAGUGCUGGUAUUCAGCUGUCGAUGUUAUAGUUCUGUCAAAAGCAGAAUGUAUCGAAGUAAAGAGAGGCGCAUGGCAGAGCAAGUGGCAGAGCUGCUAAAUGAGAAAUGUAAAGUCCUGGAGACUCUCAGCAAAUGUCAGCAAGAGUAUGAUGACCUGGAGAGCUCACUGAGGGACAGUGGUGUAUUGGCCCAAACUGAAAAGACAGAGCACCUGCAGGUCAAAGCUAGGGAGUUGGAGCGAGCUAAAAAGGAUCUAAAGAGAGAUCUGGGGCAACUGAAGGACCAGCUGGACCAACAGAGAGAGCACAGGAUGCAGCAAGAGAGAAGGAUAGCUGACCUGGAGGAGAGCAUGAAAACAUGUGAAGAAGAAACCAAACAACUUCAGUCACAGGAAGAACAGGCACAGACCACUCUGAAGGUAUAUAGUAUGAACAGUGACCGACUACAAAGGAAGUUGGAAACAGCUGGAGAGGAGAACACACUGCUCCAGGAGAGUAACUCACAGUUGCAGCAGCAGAUGGAGGGAUGGGUGGAGCGAGUCAAUGAGUUGGAGGAGGAGAUGAGGAGGUGUGAAAUCUCCUACACUGGGAUGCUGCAGGAUGUGACCAACAAAGAUGAGCGCAUCAAGUCCCUAACAGACCGGCUGCUGAGCAUGAAAGCAUGGGAUUCAGACCUGGAGGAAGAAGAGGGUAAGGAGGAAGGAGAGAGGGAGAGCUCAAAUGGGACAGCAGGAGGAGAAGGAGGAGAGAAUGGAAGCGGAGUCACACCUGACACACAGCACCACCUCCAGAAAGUUCAGAAACUCAUCUAUGCUGCUAAGCUGAAUGCAGACCUCAAAUCAGUGGAUGAGGACAAGGACAGAGCAUUUGCCAAACUGAAUGAUGAAGUUAGAGCUAAAGAAGAACUGCAAGAGGGCAUGAAGGACAUGGAGAGAGAGAAACUCUCUCUGCAGGCAGAUGCUGAAUACUACGGAGACCAAGUCCAGCGAUUGCAGCAGAAACUCCAGAUUAUGACAGAAAUGUACCAGGAGAAUGAACUAAAACUGCACAGACUGUUAACGGUAGAGGAGAAGGAGCGCUUGCAGAAAGAGGAGAAGCUAAGUAAAGCAGACAGGAACAUCACAUUGGCCAUGGAGGAGCUCAGCAACUACAGGCAGCGGGCAGAGGAGAUGGAGGAAGAGCUUGAGAAAACCAAACAGUCUUACCAGACUCAGAUUUCAGCACAUGAGAAGAAGGCUCACAAUAACUGGCUUGCAGCCCGAGCAGCAGACAGAGAGCUGGCGGACAUCAGGAGGGAAAAUGCCCUCCUCAGACAGAAGCUGACAGACACACAGUUUAAACUGGAUGCCCUUGACAAAGAUCCCUACGCCUUGGACAGCCUGGCUAGACCACUACCAUUUCGAGGUGAAAGGUCCCCUUACGGCCCCUCUCCUUUAGGUCGCCCUGCUUCCGAAACCCGAGCCUUCCUAUCUCCUCCCACACUGAUGGAUGGACCUCCCCCUAGAUUGUCUCCUAGAAUGUCUCGUGGUCCAAUGGAGCCCCCUGGUGGCCAAGGGGAGCUGGAGCGGAGUGGAGGUCCUCACUCAGACAGUGGUUCCAUCUCUCCAACAUGGGAGAGAGAUCGUAGGGGGCCCCCAGGACCUCCUGGGCCUCCAGGGCCAUUAGGACCUCCAGGCUACAUGUUUCCAGAAGCAGGAGGUCCCAUGUUCAGGAGGCCAGCACCUCCUCCAGGAGCUCUGGGCAUUCCUCCUCCUGGUUCCAUCCCCCUUGGCCCUCUCCCUCCCAGGGGUCUCCCUCCUGGGCCUCCUGGACCCCCCCACCCUCCAGACAUGGCUGAGGCGACUUUUGGCGUAAACAGCCUUGGACCUGGUGAACACCGAGAGCCUGGUCCAGGUGAUCGCAGGACUCCCCCUGAAGCAGAACGCAGAAUGGGGGACGCCCCCCCUCUGGGCCCCACCAUGGGCCCCAUGGAUGGGCCAUUUCCUCGUAGACUGCCCUAUGGACCCCCACCUCCUGAUUUCUACCCUCCCAGGGGACCUGGGGGGCCUCCCAUGAUGCCUAUGUGGGCUCCUCCUCCUCCUCACCCAGGGAUGAUGUUCCCGCCUCGUUUCCCUCCUGGCGGAGGUCCUCUUCCUCCUCAUCCUCACAGCUACGGCCCCCCCAUGAGACCCCCCCCACCCGACAGCUUUGCACCUCCUUCCAUGGGUCCUCCUCCCCCUCGUCAGCCCCUCCCAUCUCCAACACACAGCCAGUCUCCAGAUGAACACCCACCUUCGCCUGAUCAUGCCAUCUGAACCUGACCGAGAUUUACUUGAUUUGUUUUUGGUUUCAAUUGAACAAGAUGGUGUAUGGAUGAUGGGCAGGUUGCUGAUUUCCCUUCAUGCAUUUACAGUAAUGUCUAUUUAUUAACCAGGGGAUGUAUUUUAUACAUAAUAUGAGCAAGAGAGAAGACCAUCCACCUUUAUUGCUAUUAAAUCUCCAUCCUCUUUCUUGAUGUUUCUCUGUCAAACUGCUAUUGUCUUUUCUUCCAAUCAUCUUCCCUUUCUAACUCUUCUCUCCUAUCAUGUUACACUCUCUGUCCCAUCACCAACUAACAAUAUUUCCUGUGAGGCGCUUCCUGUUAUUGCGUUGUCAAGGUGACAACAAGCAGGAGAGCUCAGGGACUACUUCCUGUUUGGAAGUCAUGUCACCAGGCUUGUGCUUGAUGAUACCAGAAGGCUUUCUAAAUGAACUUGUCUUGCUGUGUGAGUAUGUAGAUGUGCUGUGUAUGUGGAUUGUGUUGCAGAGGAUGGAGAGCAGAGCAGAGCAGCAUCACUCACAUCAUUUCAUCAUGAGAAUAUAGAGAGAGGAACUGAAUUGAUCUCUGGAGCAGAAGACAGACUUUGUUCCAUAGGCUAGUUGCAUUCUGUUGUAUAAGGACUCUUAACAUUAGUGCUGUCAUAGUCAUUUCAAAGGGUUUUCCCUUUGGGACGGGUGUCAAGCAAGACUUGACUUGUUGACUUGGACUCAGCUACACCAAGGUCUUAGUCAAACUGGAUUAUUUCAACUCAUUUUAUUUUGAGAUGAACUGGGUUGGUCCUCUUGGUGCUGAAAGCUUUGAAAUGCUCCUCAGAGGCCAAAUGAGACCGUUUGCUUCAGUUUCCACAUCCUCCAACAGAGUUGUUUGGAUUUUUUUGCAACUAGGUUAAUAAGGCUGUUAUUCCAAACAAUUUUCAUCAUGUGUUACUAUCACUUCCCAGAUGACCCUGGCAUGAAAAAGUGGCUUAUGAUAGUUGUCUUUUAUAAUAAUGAAUUUUUAAAACAGUAGAAUGGCAGACUGAACUGUGACCCGUCCUAAUAGACAUACAACAGUGAACUGAAUGGACUUAAUGGAGGAGGAGUUCCUUUCAGAGCCAGAAAGAUGAAAACUAUGUGGAUUUUGUAAAAAGUGAUUAUUCAUUGAAGAAUAAAGACCCUUUGUCAAAUUG
Messenger RNA from Myripristis murdjan (pinecone soldierfish), 3760 nucleotides. RefSeq names its product MIA SH3 domain ER export factor 2 (gene mia2). Gene Ontology annotation, cellular component: endoplasmic reticulum membrane; endoplasmic reticulum exit site. Gene Ontology annotation, biological process: vesicle cargo loading; endoplasmic reticulum to Golgi vesicle-mediated transport; protein secretion. The record is from RefSeq and is a predicted model, not a curated record. The transcript is spliced from 23 exons. NCBI's taxonomy places the organism in Eukaryota, Metazoa, Chordata, Actinopteri, Holocentriformes, Holocentridae. Bases 95 to 2587 code for a protein of 830 amino acids.